Messenger RNA from Arctia plantaginis, 357 nucleotides. NCBI's taxonomy places the organism in Eukaryota, Metazoa, Arthropoda, Insecta, Lepidoptera, Erebidae. The record is from the annotation of a GenBank genome assembly.
AUGCAUCCCCGAUCAGUGAGCGAUUAUAACGCAACGGAAGCGGCUGAAAUUAGCUGCGCGCAUCGCGCGUGCGGAUGGGGCCAGUGCGCUGGCAGCCGCGCCGCAGAAACUAAAUACCCAAAAGCGUUUGUGAUCGCGCGAGCUCCUGCCAAAUAUGGCACGAAUCUCGGGUUUCGCGAGACGCGCGCGGCUCGUCCCUGGCACACCACCAGCAACUGCAAAAACGCUCACUAUUCCCGUCUAAAAACACGUAAAAAACGUUUUUAUUUCUGUAGCGAGCGGCCUCUAAAUUUAGGCCGUAUGGAAACCGAAAGUAAUACGAGCGAUUUUGGUUGGGGCCGCGUUGUCUGUAUUUAG